Molecule: messenger RNA, 1096 nt
Organism: Culex pipiens pallens (northern house mosquito)
Lineage: Eukaryota; Metazoa; Arthropoda; Insecta; Diptera; Culicidae
Product: RNA/RNP complex-1-interacting phosphatase homolog
Exons: 7
Coding region: 141-1004 (287 amino acids)
Biological process (GO): protein dephosphorylation
Molecular function (GO): protein tyrosine/serine/threonine phosphatase activity; polynucleotide 5'-phosphatase activity
Source: RefSeq, a predicted model, not a curated record
AAAAUAUCAACAAACAUCACCUUGCUUGUUGAACAGCACAACGUGAGCGUGUUUGCGUCUUUUUAUUUUACAAAGUUUAGGCGGAAUUUAUAAGAAUUAAUUUCUUUUGAACGCAUCAUUGAUAAGUGAAGUUGCUGGAAAUGGCGAAAAGGUUACCGGACAGAUGGCUAAAUUACACCAGCAUCGGAGCCCAGGUAGAGGGAACACCUUUCGUCCCUCUGAAAGUUCCGUUGAAAAAGGCAUUCUUCAAAGGCCGCUCACCAGAAAGCUUCACUCCGGCGGAUGUUCGCUCCCAGCUUCCGAAUCUGGGAAUGAUGAUUGAUUUGACCUACACGACGAAAUAUUACAGUCCAGUCGAAUUCAACAAUUACAAUAUUCAGCACAAAAAGCUCUUAACAAAGGGUCAUGAAAUACCGCAACGAUCGCUGGUAGACAAAUUCAUUGAAAUCGUCAAACAAUUUCUCAGUGAUGAACAGAACAAGGACAAGCAGAUUGGAGUUCACUGUACACAUGGGCUAAAUCGAACUGGUUACUUCGUGUGUGCCUACAUGAUUUUGGAGCAAGGCCGCAAUCCUCGUGAUACCAUCAAUGUGUUCAACAAGGCGAGAUUCCACAAGAUGGAGCGUGCCAACUACUUGAACUCGCUCAUGGCACUAAAUUCCGCCGAACGGGCCCCAAGUGACGAGCGGCGUCGUUCCUUCGAGGGUCGCGCUCCCCGCGAUUCGUACCAGCGAAACGACGACAGAAGUUACCAUCAAAGCAGCAGAAACGGACGAUACAACUAUGCGGAAGGAUCCGGCAACUGGAGGAGCGACAGAUCGCCCAGAAAGUUUGAGCCGUCCAGCUCUAGAGAGCAUCGAGAGAUUUACCGUCGACGGGAUUAUGACGGGAAUGGGGGUGACAAUGGACAUGCUGCCAAUGGCAACAGUGAGCGGUCCAGGCAGGUUGAGGCGAGAGGCCAGCGCAGCAAUCAGUACAGGUGGAGUAGAGAGGAACACCACUAGUGCGUGCGAGCAACUACAAAAUUGAUAUGAGUGCAAACGAUUUACCUGUGGCCGUUUAUUAUAAUUUUCUAAUAAAAUAAACUGUUAACGCA